This is a messenger RNA of Dibothriocephalus latus, 993 nucleotides long. The record is from the annotation of a GenBank genome assembly. NCBI's taxonomy places the organism in Eukaryota, Metazoa, Platyhelminthes, Cestoda, Diphyllobothriidea, Diphyllobothriidae.
AAUUUCACCGGCCCCGAUGAUCUGAAUCUAAUAAUCGUCAAAAACACAUGUGUAGAAGUCUUCGAUGUGACUGUUGAAGGUCUAAAGCAGUUGCGCGAUGUUCCUGUUAAUGCAAAGAUUGUGUCAGCCCUCCUCUUCCGGCGAAAGGGCCAGAAGUCAAGCUCUCUCUUUCUGCUCACUGGUAACGCUGAGGUUGCCAUCAUCGAGUGCACUCGUACUGAUAGCGCCAUCGAAUUCACGACUGUCUCGUCAGGUAGCAUAGCGGAUCGAAGUGCCCGUAUGAUUGAUCAAGGCAUCGAUGCAUUAGUUGAUCCGGAUGCAAAUUAUGUCGUGAUUAGACUCUACCACGGUCUCCUCAAUGUAAUCCCCCUGCGUGGCCUUGGCGAUAAGACAAAUUCUUCAGAUCUUCUUGAGGGCAGCCAUCCGGCCUUGAGAGCACACAGCGUGAGAAUAGAGGAGGGCAACAUUGUCGCUAUGGCUUUUCUUCAUGGCUACAAUUUGCCCACCUUUUCCCUGAUAUAUGAGGAUGAAGUGGUUUUGCACAUGAAGACCUACGAGAUCUUUGGUAGGGAGCCGGCUUUCCGCUCUGUUCCCCCCACACUCGACUCCAUCGAACCCGACUCGAAACUUCUCAUCCCUGUACCGGCGCCCUACGGUGGUCUGAUUUUGGCCGGGGACAACAUCAUCUGCUACCACUCCAAGGACGGCCCCCACAUAUCUCAAUACAUUCCACAAACUAAGGCCAGCCAAGUUCUAUGUUACGCUCAGGUGGAUGCUAAGCGCUACCUCCUGGGUGAUAUGGCGGGUCGACUGUACAUGAUCCACCUCCUCCUUGAUGAACCCGUAUCUGCAGCGGGCUCAUCCUCUCUCGUACAAAGCCAGAAUUCAACCGCUGCUGCUUCUCAUCGUAUCGGCUCAAUUCGCAUUGAGCUGUUAGGUAUGUGCACAACUUUUGCAUUCCCCUCGAAAGUCUACUCAGCUGACUUUGAUUGA